Messenger RNA from Linderina pennispora, 948 nucleotides. RefSeq lists its product as uncharacterized. Lineage: Eukaryota; Fungi; Kickxellomycota; Kickxellomycetes; Kickxellales; Kickxellaceae. The transcript is spliced from 3 exons. The record is from RefSeq and is a predicted model, not a curated record. The coding region runs from base 1 to 948 and encodes 315 amino acids.
AUGGUGGGCGCCCAGCACUUUUUAUGCAACGAGUUGCGCAAGUUUCCGAUCGAAGAGGUCGAGUUCUUUCUGCCACAAGCUGGUGCAUCUACUGAUUACGCGUCCGAACGAGUCGAUUGCCGUCGAGUCGCUGCUAAUGGACAUGUCGCUGCGGUCGUCACACGUGGCAAUGCUUCUCUACUGGUACUUGCAGGCGUACCUAAGCGACCUGGCGCCCAACCCGCGCACGCCCUCGUUCAAGCACUGCCAGCGCAUAUUCAACCAGGUGCAGGAGCUGCUGUUUACAGAUAUCGCGCCCGAGUUGAUUAUCGACGCGCCCGAGCCUGUCCAGUACUCGUAUCUAAGCGAUUCAAGUCCAUGUUCAGACUGACACCACAAGUGCGGGAAAAUGCAGCAGCAGCGUUUGUUGGAAUUGGAUCGUCGCUGGCAUCGGCCGGCGCUCCUUCGUUGGCACCUACCAUGGGCUGGUUGGCAGUUGCACAGGGGCAGCGCGUGAAGAUCUCCGAGCGCAUAGAUGAGGACCCGGAUCUGCCUCCCCAGCACCACCUGCUGACAGGCAAGGGAAAGAAAGGCGUCGGCCGGUCUUCGAGCGUCAUGGUGAGGCGAACUGUAGAUAAAGAGGCCGACCGCAGCCAGAAGUCGCUUCGCAAUGCGUACACAGGCACCAAUACGCCGGAGGCUAUGGACAUUUUUAGCAAGCGUCCAUCGCAAUAUGCACUGGAUGCUGAUGAUGCCGAGCGCAUGUCGUCAAGCCAGCCCACAACACCGUCGAUCUCUGAGCAUCUGAGCCAGGAAUUCGGCAGCGACUUUGAUCGUACUAGCUGGUCUGCUACACCUGCGCAGCAUGCGUUCCUGGGCAGCCGUGCGCCUACUCCUGGCGGCCGCGUGUCUACCGAUUCGUGCCGCACAGUGGCUGUCAUGGAGAAUGUCGAGCGCACACGCUCCUGA